Molecule: messenger RNA, 504 nt
Organism: Colletotrichum tamarilloi
Lineage: Eukaryota; Fungi; Ascomycota; Sordariomycetes; Glomerellales; Glomerellaceae
Exons: 2
Coding region: 1-504 (167 amino acids)
Source: RefSeq, a predicted model, not a curated record
AUGGGCUGCCGGGUGGGAAUCUCGGAGGGAGGAGCGCACCGUAGAUCCUCACCUGCCCAACUACCUUGCCGGGACACCGACAGGAAGCUACGUUCCAUUACUGUACCUCUCACUUCUCUAAGAAUACCACUGAGUCCUGACAGAGACACCCUACCUACCUACCUACUCCGUACAGAAAAGGAACAGAAACGAGGACGACAAGAAACAAGACACAGAAACGAGUAUCCAAUACUUCCCGCCCCCGGCGAACCGGCACGUCUCGUUAAAACAUCCCAUCUUUCUGAAUUGCCGUCUUACCCUGGUGUGUCCCGACUUACACCGCGCGACGUGACGGCCACGGCGCACGCACAUCAUACAGCACUUGACAGCCAGACGGCAAGCGAGUCGCUACCUUGCCUAGGGGAACAAGCCUGCCAUAGUUCGACGGCGGACGGGGUGGAGGGGCGGAGCAAGGCCCUCUUAGUCCUUAGCAAGGUACGACGUUACCCAAGACGAACUAGAUAG